This is a messenger RNA of Doryrhamphus excisus (bluestripe pipefish), 3929 nucleotides long. It is a transcript of the gene pask, whose product is annotated as PAS domain containing serine/threonine kinase. The record is from RefSeq and is a predicted model, not a curated record. Gene Ontology annotation, cellular component: nucleus; cytosol; cytoplasm. Lineage: Eukaryota; Metazoa; Chordata; Actinopteri; Syngnathiformes; Syngnathidae. Gene Ontology annotation, molecular function: ATP binding; protein serine/threonine kinase activity. Gene Ontology annotation, biological process: intracellular signal transduction; negative regulation of glycogen biosynthetic process; protein phosphorylation.
UGUUUGGCUGGCUCCAACCCGCGAAUUACAAAACUUGCUCUAAUAGUUGGUGGGCUUAAACAAAGUUUAAAUGCAAAACUGCUUCUGCUCGUGUAUUUAGCAUUGUGAAAGCACCGAUGGCGGUUUCAACUCUGAAUUGAGGUUGCUCAGACUGAAACGAACAGUGUAUGUAGCUGUUUAUAGCUGCAUUAGCAUAUAGCAUGCUAACUUGGCUAAACAAAUAACACAGGGGAGUUAGCGUUUCCUUGUCGACUGUCGUCAACUAACCACAGCGUCCAAUACAUGCUUCAAAAGCAUCUUCUCUGAUUUGAGCAAGAUAAUCUACAACAAUGUCGCUUGCCACUGAGGGAAGACAACGCUUCAUCGAUAAAGGAGCGACUAUAUGCGUGGUACCCGAUCUCUCCUCCGAUUUCUUGGAGGACGAGUUUGAGUUGAACAAGUCAUAUCCUUGUACCCAAAGACCACUGCAGAAAAGACACAUUUUAGAAUUACAGCGGCGUUACUAUUCUGGAUCCUCCACAGGUGAACAUUUAGCAUCUAAGAAUCAUCAAAUGCCCAACUUACAUCCUGACCUUUCCGCAAUGUCUGAGAUCGAAGACAACAUUUAUGGUCAGCUUACAUCUACAGAUUUUGAACUGUUUAUAUCUCCUUUGGCCCUCAACCCAAACAAAGUGCUUUUGACUGUGGAUCGCAAAAGCCGGGAGAUUCUGUCAGCCAACAGUGAGGCUUGCAAACUGUUUGAGUGCACCUCUGAUGCAUUGAAAGGAAAGAAUCUGUUGUGUGUCUUGAAGAAAACCACUCAGGUCUUAGAAGAAGCGUUGGAGGAGGACUUUUUGCUGAUGGAUGGAACUGUGGCGACUAUGUCUGGGAAAGUGGUUGAUGUUGUGACAAUGUCAGGAGAGAUCCCUGUGGCAGUGUGCACUCACAGCGUGUCAGAAAAUGGAGAACACCUUGUUGUAAUGAUGGAAUAUGUGGAACGUGUUUCUGCUUUUUUGUCAUUUACUCAAGAUGGUAAUAUUCUUACAUGUGACUCAGCUUUUGCUCAUCUCCAUGGAUACCACCAUCCUGAUGACUUAAAAGGACUUUCUGUUAUGGAGCUAAUCCCUUCCUUACAAAUCCCCCUUCACUGCCAAGCAUUGCCCAAAAUGCUGAGGUUUCAGCGAGUUUGUGGUAAAAGCAGAGAGGGUGCAUCUGUACCGUUGUGUAUUAAGCUUCGGGGGGCAGUACAGUGUGCUAGACCCCAGCAACAACACAAUGAGGUGGGCUGUGCAUACACAACGGAGAAUCUUGACAACGAGGAUGCACCCAAAACGGAAGACACACAACUUGGCAUCAAGACAGACAGCCGGGUUGUCUCCCCUAUCCCCACCUUGGAGUACACCGGAACAAUCUGGGCUUUCACCCCACUGAGCGGCCUACUCCUGCUGCAACCUGAUGGUUCAAUCUGCAGCAUCUGCAAUCAGCAGGCUCUCAGUCUGUUUGGCUACAGCAAGGACGAGCUGCUGGGGAAGUCUGUCACUUUCCUCAUGCCCGGUUUCUAUGGAUGGAUGUCCGAGUCGGUCAGAAAGAUCACUCCCUUCCCUGAGUCUCAAGCUGAGCCUGUCACAAGUACAGCAGAAUCCGAACUGUCAAGGAAAUCUGUCACUGACCCUUCCUCACUGGUGGCCGGAGACAUGGCCAUGGUGCAAGAGGCCUGCCGGCGGAGAUCUUCCACAGGGAGGGGUAGAAUCUUUACUGGGAACAGCACCAGGCUGGACAAACAAGGAAGUGCUCUGUCCACAAUGUCCCCUCCUGCUGUCACGUCCACACGCGUGUUUGUCGCUGACGACACUUCAGAGCUGCUGGAGGAAGCAGCUCAGGUAGCUGGCGCCUGUAGCCAGGUAGACACUGGAGAUACUACUCAAGCUCUUCUUAAGACAUUUGCCUGGGUUGACCAUCCAGAAGAAGACACCACAUGCAUGCUUUCUAUUGAAAGGACACAUGAACAAGAGCUUGGCUGUGAGAUUCAGACGAAUGAUCAUCCUUUCGUUGCAGAUGCGCCCACUCAGGAUCGACAUGCUGUUCAUAGCGGGGGUGUCAAGUCUUCCGGCGUGACCAAAGACAGACAGUCAUGUAUGUCUGUCCUCCAAGACUCCAGCUUUGAGGUCAUUUCAAUGGAGAGCAGGUCUUCCUCUGGCUUUUGUGAAAAAUUUGCUGGCCAUGGUGGUUCUGAUCCAUGCCAGGCAGAUGUCAGCUGUUUCCUGGACCUCAACAGCAAUGGUGAUUUGGUGACCCGAGCCCUGGCCGACCUGGAUCUGAGUGCCAGUAUAGAGCUUCUCAAUGGUGGUCAGGGCAUUGAUGAAAACCAGCACUCCAUGACAUCCUGCGAUACAGCCGAGUUACUGCGUACACCCUCUCCGUGCGUGCUCGAAUCUGACCCGGAAGCUCGGCCUGUCGGUGCCAAUAAAGAAACCAGUGACGCCUCAGAUGAAAAGCAGGCUGGGGCUGAUCAGUGGGCGGCGCUCUCUUCCAUUCCAAAGGAAAAUGGCCAGGAAUUCUGCAAUAGUGGGGGAAAUGGUGAGGUUCAGUCAGUAAUGGACCUUCCUGCUACAUCAACACCAAAGAAAAAGAAGGUGGAGAUGGGCGGUGUCAACGCUGAUGUUCCACAGAUACUCGAGGGCCGAUUCGAAGGAAGUGGCUACCACAGAGAUGGCACGAGAGUUGAGGUGCAGUGUAAUGUGGUCAGAACCAACCUACCUGAUGGAAGCCCAAUGUACUGCAUGUGGUUGAGCCGACAUGGCCAGAAGGGGUCAGUGAUGCAAACUGAUCGAUCCCUUUUGUCCAAAUCAGGAGCCAGUCUUGGAGAGAAGAUUGGAGAGGCCAGCCAUGUGGAGUCGUUGCGCUCCACCUGGGAUCUUGAACACUCUCGGGCCUGUGAUGGACAGUUUGAGGAGGAGUACCAACCUAUUAAAGCUGUCGGAAAAGGAGCCUUUGGGUUUGUCUGGAAGGCAAUUCGACGCUGCGAUGGACAAGAAACUGUGGUGAAGUUCAUUAGCAAGGCCAGGAUUGUGAGCGACUGCUGGGUAGACGACCCCAUGUUGGGCCGAGUCAGCCAAGAGAUUGCCAUCCUGACUCGUGUGCAUCAUCACAACAUCGUCAAGGUGCUGGAGGUGUUUGAGAAUGGGAGCUACUUCCAGAUGGUGAUGGAGAAACAUGGAGAUGGUUUGGACCUCUUUGAAUUCAUCGACAUGCAGCCACGACUGGAUGAGCCCCUGGCUAGCUACAUCUUUAGACAGCUGGUGGCAGCUGUUUUCUACCUGAGGACAAAGAACAUCCUGCACAGGGACAUUAAAGAUGAGAACAUCAUCAUUGACAAGUGUUUCCACAUUCGUCUCAUAGACUUUGGUUCUGCGGCCAUGAUGGCUCCAGGGAAGCUGUUUUACAAUUUCUGUGGCACACUCGAGUACUGCUCCCCAGAAGUACUUCAAGGAGAUCCCUACGAAGGGCCAGAGUUGGAGAUGUGGUCUCUUGGGGUUUUUCUCUACACACUGCUGUUCAGUGAGAAUCCUUUUUGUGGUGUGGCUGAGAUCCUGGGUGCCAAUCUGAAGCCCCCAUUUCCACUCUCUCCAGAACUGAACAGUGUGUUAUGUGGGCUGCUGCACCCUGAACCCAUCCAAAGGAUGACACUGGACCAGUUGCUUCUGCAGUCCUGGAUCAGCCAGCCAAUUUCUCUAGCAGAGUACACCUGGACAGAGGUGUUCCCUUCAACUCGGAACCACAGCUUACUGCAACACCAAGAUUUCAAUCUUCAACAACAUAUUGGACAAGAUUUGUUCCCAGAUCAAGGUGAUGACACCCUGCCUGAUGAGGAGGAUGAGGAAGAGAGGUCGUCCAUGAUGGCCCUGGCAUCCGAACUCCAGAGAUACCUCAAUGAUAAAGACGAGGAAUGA